AUGGACGCCGGACCCGGAAGUGCCGACAACGGCAAACGGAGCCAUCCGCCCCGCUGGAAUGGCGAACCGGGCCGCCCCGGCUGCUCCUCUGCUCUGCUCUCUCCUCCGCGCUUCUCGUCUCUUCGGCACCGUAAGAUCACCUUCGACAGGGCCAGCGGUCUGGUGGAGGUUCUGUUCGACCAGCUCUCUGCGGAGGACGAGGGCUCGUACACGGCGCAGCUGAAGGACGGCCGCGCCAAGAACCAGUUCACUUUGGUCUUUGUGGAUGAAAAGUUUCGUGAGACGCUGGCCCUGGUUCAGAAAAACCGGCGUGACCAUAAGAGAAAGUCUGGACCGUAUUUCGAGGAAGACUUGUCGUGGAGUGUAAAUGAGGAUUGUGAACUGGUUAUAAAGUGCAAGGUGACCAAUACACACAAGGACACCUCAGUGAAGUGGUUUAAAGAAGGCGUGGCGGUGACGCGAGUCGUGUACGACCAGUCAUCAGGAGUCAGCACUCUCACCAUCCCACAGGUCACAAAGAAAGAGGCAGGUUCCUACAGAGCGGUGGUGACAGAUGGGAGAGGAGAGGAUGUCAGCACCUUAGAGUUACUGGAUGACGAGUAUGACAAGCUUCUCCAGCAGCUGAGCAAACAGUGCGAAACACCCCGAGAAUGGCACUGCCUCGGCCAUAUCCUGGUCCCCCAAACACUCGAAGCAGAGGUGGUGGGGAUCGGCACCCGCUAUUUAAGCCAGGGCACGAAGGACAGGCCCGGGUCUCUUGAAGUGGCGACUCCAUGA
This is a messenger RNA of Notothenia coriiceps (black rockcod), 777 nucleotides long. Its product is annotated as myomesin-3-like. The coding region runs from base 1 to 777 and encodes 258 amino acids. NCBI's taxonomy places the organism in Eukaryota, Metazoa, Chordata, Actinopteri, Perciformes, Nototheniidae. The transcript is spliced from 9 exons. The record is from RefSeq and is a predicted model, not a curated record.